Messenger RNA from Pristis pectinata (smalltooth sawfish), 6323 nucleotides. RefSeq names its product coiled-coil domain containing 181 (gene ccdc181). Gene Ontology annotation, molecular function: microtubule binding. The transcript is spliced from 6 exons. Bases 111 to 1748 code for a protein of 545 amino acids. The record is from RefSeq and is a predicted model, not a curated record. NCBI's taxonomy places the organism in Eukaryota, Metazoa, Chordata, Chondrichthyes, Rhinopristiformes, Pristidae.
AGAGAACGCAUUUUGAACGCGGCAUUCGAGCAGCAGCGGGGACGGCGGGAGGAUCGCGGGUGAGCGCACGGUGCAGCCAGGUCGCCAUGAUCAGGAAUUGCUGAACAAAAAUGAGUGAAGAGAAUAGUGUUUCUUCACAAGUUGAAGAAUAUGAAGAUGACUUUGAGAAAGACCUUGAUUGGCUGAUCAAUGAAGAAACAAAAAAUAGUGAUGAAGAUCCAGAGGAUUAUGAAGAAGAUGAAAACAUUGAAGCCAAAAUUGAUAAAGAGCUAAAUAAUGAGGAAGAAGCAGCAAGGGAAAGUGUAGGGGAUGAGAAACAUUCUGGGAGUCAAACAGAAGAAUCACAUGAAUUGAAUGAAGGUUUACAUAAUGAUACAGAAAAGGCUAGAGAAGGAGGAGAUCUUACCACCAUCACUUCUGCUCCCAUAUCAGAUACAGUCAAUGAAAGCUCAUUCCAGGAAUUAAAGCAGGAGGAUCAGCAAGAUGAAGAACAGAGUGAAGAAGUAAAGCGCUACAUAAUGGAAAAGAUUGAGCAGGCCAACAAGGAACUGAAGGAUGAAGAUCCUGUGGAUCAAAAUCGAGAACGCAGAUUGAAGUUCAAAGACAAUUUAGUUGACUUGGAGGUCCCACCUGCGGAGUUUGUUGAAAUAGAAAGAGACAAUGGAGAGAUCACAAGUCCAAUGUCUAUAAAGUAUAUUUCAAAUGAUGUUCAAAAAGACAAUGACAAAGAAGUCAUAGAUCAGAUGUCUGUAAAGUAUAUUGCAAAUGAUGUUCAAAAAGAUAAUGAUGGAGAGGUCACAGAUCAGAUGUCUCAAAUGCACAUUUCAAAUGAUGCUCAAAAAGCUGAUGAUACAGGAAAACAGUGGGAAGAGGAUAAAAACAAGGACAAAGAAGUGUUGAUGGAAAAGGAUGGAAAAUUUGAACUACUGAGUUUACAGGAUGUUGAAAGUCAAGGUUUACUACCUCAGAUUUGUGUUGCAUUUGGUGAAAAUGAAUGGGAACAAUCAGAUAAUUCUAAAGGAAAAAACCUCUCAAGCAUCCAGAAUAGUUUAUCUCCCUCUCCAACAGGAAUACUUAAUACACUAAAACCACCAGAUGAACAAAAAGAUCGAGUAACCUCUCCAUCUAAUACACAGAAGAAUGGAACUCAAAAGGCAUUACCUCGAAGAGUGCAAUCUGCAGUAGUUUCCCCAAAACAAUCUGCCCAUGUUAUUACCCCAGAACACAAAGAACUUAACUGGAGAACUCAACAAAAGAAGGUGCAGCCAAAGACAGAGAUACGGGCAAGAAAAACUGAUGAAGAGGAGCGGAAGAAAGAGGAGAAUAAGAUAGCUUUUGGGAUCUGGCUUCAAAAGAAGAAACAGCAGCAUCAGGAAGAAAAGAGAAUUCAAUGUGCAAAGGAAAUAGAAAAGAAGAAUAGUAAGGAAUUUCGAGACCCAAAUGAAGCCUUCAAUCUCUGGCUAAAGAAGAAACGGGAACAACAAAUCAAAGAACAGCAAAUGGAAGCUAUGAGAAAAAGGGAGCAAGAUUACAACUCAAGAAUCCACACAAGAGAAGAUUCUGAAAAAGCUUUUAAACAAUGGCUAAAAAGAAAAAAGGCUGAAAAACGUGCUGAGCAGUUGGCUGCCAAGGAGCGAUGCAAGAAGUUUCUAAUGGAAGCUAGAAGAGUAAAAAGAAUGCAGACUCUGCUGUGCUCUCUUAAUGAAUCUAAAUCAUUUCAGUUUGACAAUUAUGGGUACAGGUUCUAGAAAAUCCUGGUCAUCUUAUUUCUCUUUACAUUUAGAAUACCUCAAUGCAAGGUUCAGAUAAAGCAGAAUCCUUUUGUGGGUUUGCAUAUUGCACUUUCACUAGCAUAAACAUAUCUUGAGAUCUCAACAAUGCUAUCUGAUUUUUCAGCAUGCUUCUGCAUCAGUAUCAAUACUGGCUGAGUAUUGCGUACAGCAUGAUUAGGUUGUAAUAAAUUAUCUACACAGUCUGUACGUUGUUACUGUUUUUUGUAUUCCAGUAGGGAAGAAAUCAAUUAAGCAUUUAAAAACAUUUUUCUAAUAGGUUCAAGUAGACAGGUAUUUGAGUUUGGACUUUGCACAGAAGUUUCUCAUAGCUAUGAAAAAUAAAUCAAUGGUAUUUCAGCAGAUUUUAGUGCAGUUUUCUAUAUACAACUGAUAAAUUAAGUUCUAUCUACUCAGUCUGAACCAAUUCAAUUAAAUUCUGUCCAGUCAAUCUGAACCCAAUCAUUUAAACUCUAUAGUGUUUGAAUGUCAGUAAGGUUGAGUGUCAGUAAACUUUUGUACCUGCAAUUAAAUGCAUAUGUUCCUCCCUCUCGCCCCCCAACACACACACACACACAUACAUUGCAUUCCUACCAACUGAAUAGACAGAUGAUCUGUUUUUUCUCUGGCAAUGUCAGAAUAAGGAACUGUUGUGUGACCAAGAAUGCUUUGUGGGUUCCUUACUGUUAUGCUGCUUCUCAUUUAGGAAUGGCCAAAUGCCUACAUUAUUGCCCUCAUAUUAAACUCACUGAAAUUGAGAAUUUAGCUUGUGAAAUCCAUUCCAUAAGCCUCUAUAUCAAUUUAUAAGUCUCCUUUCCAGCCACAAGCAACCUGCUUGGGGCUUCUGGUCCUCUGUGUAAUUUGGAUGGAACUCCAUUUUUGCCAAAGCUAUACUGGUGUAAUAGAGAAGUCCCAUGGAACUUCCCAGUGAUAGUUUUCUAACUCCCUUUCUUUUAGAAGUACAUACCAGUAACAAUGCUGUCAUGAAGGUUGUAAGAUUUUUCAGAUUUCUGUGUACUUUGAGUUACUAUUGACUAUAUUAGACUGAUAUAGUUUAAACAGAGAAAAUUCCAAUAGUGGAAGACUAAUUAUUCUGAGAAAUGUUACCCAUCAUAAUUUCCGUUAUACAGGUUUAGACAGUCACUAAAGCUAUACAAAAGGAGUAUUCAUAGGAAGCACAAUUUGUGUGUUCAUUUAGCAAAUUUCUUUGAGACGCAAUUAAUAAUUGAAAAAAAUGCAGAUGCUAAAAAUCCAGAAUAAAAACAGAAAAUCCUGUUAGCUCAGCAUUCAGAAAAUAAGGCAGCAUUCUUGGCGAGAGAAACAAAGCUAACAUUAUGAGUAAAGGAUCUUUCAUCAGGACUGGAAAAAGAGACAAUAAUGUUUUAAGUUGUAGAGAAGGAGAGGGGUGGAGAGAACUGAGGGAAUAUCUGUGACAGGAUACAGACCAAAGUUGUAAAGGUAACGAUUAUUUUAAAAACUGGCAGUUGGAGGCAGAAAGAAAAAUAAAACAAAUUGAAAUAGCCACAUCUGUGCUUUGACAUUCUACAUGAUGAAAUUAUUAAUGUUUGAUCAAGUGUAUUGACAAUUCAUAAUACAGUGUUAUGGUACCUUUGUAUCUAUAAAAAUACAGAAUAAGUUUCAUGACAAUAAAAAGGAACUGUUUACCAAAUGCUUAGACGUGCACUUUCCAAGGAUCAAACAAAUGCUUGAUACUAUUCAGUAAUAAUGCACACAAUUGCUUUAUACAAUUUGUCACACAAUAGUAAGUGGUCAGAUGUUUAAAUAAAAAAUUGUUACAUUCUUAAAAUUCAAAACUGUAAACUUCUUAGCAACUUUGUAGAAUGCCCAGAUGUUUAUUUCUAUAUGACACACAGUAUAAAAAUGCAGCUUAUUCCAGGACAUGCUAAUUCUCAUUCAGUGAGACUAGCUGGCCCAUGAAGAACAGAUGACGGUGAUCAGGUAGGAUCAAAGAAAUGGCUUUAAAAAAAAAUCAGUCACAAGAAUCAAAAUAAAGGUGUUUCUGAUCAUAACUGGCUGAUCUGAGGAUGUGCACAUUGGGUAUAAAGUGCUUUCCCAGAAGAAACAUUGCAAGAUACUCUAACUUUACUAAUUAUUUUACAUGUGGCUUACCUUUAACAGCUCACUCAUAACUUCAUUCCAAAGAAAAAGUGGAAUAUAUAAAAACUAGCAAAAGAAAAAUUUUUUUUUUUUUUCACACACAAAACUAAGACAGAUGGUUUAUUUCUGUCUUCUAACCUUACCUGAAUGCUGUAGAGUCUGAACUUUGCACUGUCUAGAACUCCUCUGUAUGGGAACUGUGAGAGCUAAACCAUUAGCAUGGGCUGGUUUGCACUCUGUUCCUUCCAAGGACUUCAUGCUGGAAAUUGGAGAUACUAUGAAAAGCAGAAUUUCACAUUGUGAAAGUCAUAGCCACAUGACUGGCUGCAAGUCUUAGGGGCUUCUUUCUGCUGUUACAGAGCAAAUACAAAAUGUUUCCAAGUUCAAAGUUUGAGGGAUCCUAUUCAGUGGCUUUAUGGUGCCCAGUUUACCUUCCAAAUUCUUCAAUAAGAUGGAUGUCAUGCUAUAAAGCAAAGCAGAAAAAUAAGGUGGAAAAAAAGAAGCAAGUAUAUAACCUUUACAGCACAAAAACAGAAGUUCGAUAAAAUUAAUGACCCAUUUUUGGGUUCCAACUUUAGAAAAUGGGUCAGGACCUUGAAGAGAAUUUGGCAAACGUUAAUUAAAUAGCGCCAAAUAAGAGGGAUUUUCUACGCAAUAUUUCUAUUUGCAUUUAAUAAUACUGGGACUCUAUCUUUUUAAUAAUUUGUAAAAAGAUGGGAAAUAUUGGGUUGUUUUCCCUAGGACACAAUGCACCAAAUGGCCACCUUCUGCACUGAUCAUGUUUAUUACACUAUUUUGGUCAUAUACUGCAGCUCCUUCAUAUCAAUUUUAUAACAUACAAACUAAGGUUGUAUGGGGCUUUCCAUGCAUUGUUCAACAAAUUUGUACACAAGUUGAAUAUCUGCUUUUCAACAAAUAUUUUGAGCAAAAAAAGUUACAACACUUUGCCUGCCAUUGCCUCAUUUCCAUGAGAGUUCUGAAUCUGUAUUUUUUUUUGCAAGUAUGGACUCUGUUGUUCCUGAGGUUUGCACAAGUCUCAAAUCAACACUUUAUAACUCCCUUUCCUAACCAUUUUACCUGGCAACCACACGUUUUCUGGGCAGAGCUUCAAUGAUAUCCAAAAUAAAGACAGCAAAUACCGGAAAUACUCUGUGAAGAUCGGAACAGUGUUAAUGUUUCAAGUCAAUGACCUUUCAUCAGAACUGUAAAAAGUGAGUUUAAUUUUUUUUUAAGUUGCCAAGGAAGGGAAGAGUGAAUAAGGGGAAUGUCUGUGAUAGCAUGGAGAUCAACAGAAUCGCUUGCUCUUAAUUGUUUGUUCACAAAGGUUUAGUUAUUCAGAGGCAAAAUGUUUGGGCUUAAGGAAACAUGCCAAGACAAGAACAUAUAACCUAUACUGAUACUGCAGCAGUGGAAAUGUUGAAUUCCGGAGGUAUUAUUUGAAUGAGAUAUUAAAAUGAAGGCUGUUAUGGUAGACAUUGGUGAUCCAAGUGCAGAAGAAUGGGGGGCUCUUCUGGUUAACCAUGACAGAUAAACAAGUGGAGGAAUGGAAGUGAUGGGAUUGAUGAGAGGGCAGGCAUAGACUCAAUGGGCUGAAUAGCCAUCUUCCAUAUCAUGAGAAAAUAAAAUAUGAUGUUUGGAUUGCGCUGGGUGGCUACCACAUUGACAGAAUUAAUUUCUUACAAGCUCCUUGCUUCAUAAGUCAAGCUUGUUCAAUUCUCCUUCACACUGAAGUGCCUAUGUUUGGCUAGUGACUGAGUGACCAUCCUCUUUAAAACUGGGAGAAGAGUUUCUUAUCAAGCAAUGAAACUUUAUGGCAGAUCAUGAACCUGAUAACUAAAUCAAGUCAGUAAAAUCUUUAGUGAGAUCCGCAGAGAGAUUAGUCACUAAAUUUCCUGCCACUUAAUUCUAGAAAAUCCAAGCAAGCAGGUAGUGUGAUCCUAAAUGGAGAACAAGGAAGCAACUUACUUGAGUAUUGCACUGGUUGUGUUUAACAAUGAUUAAAUGUCAGCAGGUUUACUGUAUCACCUCCUUAAGGUGAUUGUAACACUCUAUAUUUAACUUCUCUUGGACUUGAUAUGCAGAAAAUGCCCUUAUGGAAUGUACACCACUAAUAUCAAACAGGAACUACUUGUGCAAUUCUUGAUAGCCUGAUUUGUUGUCUUAAAACAUAGGUUUCUCCAGGUUCAAGCAUCCAAAAGGAAACAGUGGUCAAAAUCAUCAGUUUGCUAGAAAAUUAUUUGUAAAAUAUAAGACUUUCUAAAUUUAGGCCAAAAAUCUUAAAUACCAAUGGCAUCAAAAAGAUGCAACUAACUUGACUGCUGUUUUCUCAACUGCAAGAUAUGCAUAGGUAAGUAGAAAUCGUUUUGGGAUAGAUAUUGUUUCUUACUAAAUUGUAUCACAACAUCCCCCAGUUUUAAUGCAUGAACAGGAAUUAUC